AUGGAGACCACUGAAGACUUUGACACGAUAGACGUGGAACUUGAUGAGCUAUUCAUAAAGAAACAAACGCCUAGAUGCAAAGACGGGUUCUUGAACACAUUCUGUGAAGAAGGCCUGGAAGAUUGCUCCAUCCCCGACGUUGAAAUCGAUGAAAGCGAUGGAGAUGACUCCUUUGAUUUGAACCCUGAAGAUGAGACAGAUGAUGAAGAAGUUGAUUCGCAAAAAGGGUUAAGUGAAAAAGAGGAUGAAGACGGUGCUGAUUUCCAAUACAUUAUACUAGAUCCAAAGGUGAAAUGGAACAAAAUGAGACUAGUUUUGGGAGAGAGAGGCUUUCCAUCGGUUCCUUAG
Molecule: messenger RNA, 348 nt
Organism: Lactuca virosa
Lineage: Eukaryota; Viridiplantae; Streptophyta; Magnoliopsida; Asterales; Asteraceae
Source: the annotation of a GenBank genome assembly